Molecule: messenger RNA, 3232 nt
Organism: Plodia interpunctella (Indianmeal moth)
Lineage: Eukaryota; Metazoa; Arthropoda; Insecta; Lepidoptera; Pyralidae
Exons: 11
Coding region: 203-1795 (530 amino acids)
Biological process (GO): phosphorylation; xylulose metabolic process; D-xylose metabolic process
Cellular component (GO): cytosol
Molecular function (GO): D-xylulokinase activity
Source: RefSeq, a predicted model, not a curated record
ACCUAACGCCCAACAGCCAUGUGUGACGAUUAAGAUUCUGUUAAUUGGGAGUAAUAAAGUAAAAUAAUGAUAUCGUAAAAUCGCGCUCAUUUCUUCCAAACACGGCAUUUAGUCACGAACGUGCGAGUUAGCAGUUCGGGAACGCAUCGGAGCCACCGUGUCAUUGCCCUUGCCCGGCUCGAGCUGUCAAAAUAUUAAAAAAAUGACCGACGAAGAAAGGAAGAAAACUUUUUUAGGAUUUGAUUUUAGCACACAGAGGCUCAAGGCCCUGGUCAUUGGUGAAGAUUAUGGAGUUUUACAUGAAGCUGAUGUGGAAUUUGAUGUGGAUCUGCCAGAGUUUAGAACUGCUGGAGGUGUACAGAGAGGGCAGCAACGUGGAGAGGUGACUGCUCCACCCCUGCUAUGGGUAAAGGCUUUAGACAUGGUGAUGGAUCGACUGGUAGUGUCCGGAGUUGACUUCUCUACUAUCGAGGCCCUGUCUGGAGCUGCUCAGCAACACGGCUCAGUGUGGUGGUCGAAGGAGGCCGAGGCCAAGCUCGGCAGCCUGUCUCCGGACGACUUCCUGCACACACAGUUGGCCACAGCGUUUGUGACUGAUUCUCCGGUGUGGAUGGACUCUAGUACUAGUGCUGACUGCCGGGCUUUAGAGGAGGCUGUUGGGGGGGCAGAAGAGCUAGCUCGCAUGACGGGGUCGACAGCGUACGAGCGCUUCACGGGCGCUCAGAUCCGCAAGAUGCGGCGCUGCCGGCCGCGCGCCUACAGCGCCGCCGCCCGCGUGUCGCUCGUGUCCUCCUUCGCCUGCUCACUGCUCCUGGGCAGAAUAGCGCCCAUCGACUACUCUGACGGCUCCGGAAUGAAUCUGCUCGAUAUACACGAGAUGAAGUGGAAUGAGAAGGCGUUGAAGGCGUGUGGGGACGACACUCUAGAAGCGAAGCUAGGAACUCCUGUCCCUACCGCGACCGUGCUGGGGCAGAUCUCCCCGUACUUCGUGCAGCGGUACGGUUUCCGCCCUGACUGUAAGGUCGUGGCCUUCACCGGGGACAACUGUUCGGCACUCGCUGGGCUCCGACUGCGGUCGGGCUGGGUGGGGCUGAGCCUGGGCACCAGCGACACCCUGCUGCUGGGGCUCCGCGCCCCCGCCGCGCCCCCCGCCGGCCACGUGUUGCUGGGCCCCACGCCCGCCGCGCCCUACAUGGCGCUGCUGUGCUUCGCUAACGGAUCUCUGACGAGGCAGCGCCACCGGGACAGGCUGGCGGAGGGCAGCUGGGAAGCGUUCAACCAUUUGUUGAGAGCGACGGUUAGAGGAAAUAUGGGGUACAUGGGCAUCUACUACGACACGGCGGAGAUAGUGCCGCGGGUGGGCGCGGGCCGGUGGGUGAGGGACGCGGGCGGGCGGGCGCUGCAGCGCCUGGCGCCGCAGUUCGAGGCGCGCGCGCUGCUGGAGGGGCAGGCUAUCGCGCGCCGCGCGCACGCGGAGGACAUGGGCUUCCGGCUGGACUCCUCGUCGCGUGUGAUAGCGACGGGCGGCGCGGCGGUCAACAAGGAACUGCUGCAGAUAUUCGCUGAUGUCUUCAACACGCCCGUGUAUGUGCAGAAUGAGCACGGCAACGCAGCGCUGCUGGGCGCCGCCAUACGCGCGGCCGACGUGUGGAGCGCUGACGCCGGCAUCUCUCUACCGGGUGCUGAACCCACAGUGACCCCAGUGGCCACCCCGUACCCCGACCACGACGAGAUCUACCCUCCGAUGAUAUCUCGGUACAGGCAGAUCAUAGAGACCCUCCCCAAACUUGCUUGACAAACUAAUUUAUUGCAAGCUUGUGCUACGCUUAGCUCUAAUUCGAAUAAGCUUACAUUAGAUUACAUCAAAAUUAACUUUAAAAAAACUCAAUUCUUUACAAUAUUAUUCUUGUGCGUUAAAAUGAAUUCAACUCAUCAUAACACCAGAGUGGCAUGAAAAUAAGUUUCGUAACAUUAAUUUCGUCAGCAAUUUCACGUGUCAAGCAUUUUACAUAGGUUUACAAUCUGUUUAUUAAAAGAGUAGAAAAGGGAUUUUUAACGAACUACAUUUUUUGUCUUUGGAAUACCGAAUAGAAUGAUUGUGAUUGGCCCAGUGUUGCCAGCUAAGAGGAUACUACGCCCUCGUUUAUUUCUUCUCUUUAAUCAGGAUAUUUCACGUCAAAACUUUAUCUCUCUUACGACAUUGACGAAACUGUUUUCAUAUUUAGUGAAAUCUUAUAUCAGACUAACUCACAUUUAUGAAAAGAUAAGUUUACCUGUAUUCUUUAUAAAUAUUAUUUAUUUAAAAUUAUUGUAUGGAGUAAGAGUGAUUUUUAGAUUUAUCAGUAAGUUGAAACUGUUGUGAUUUAAAUUUCAAAUGGUCUGUGCAAACUUAUAUUUUAAAUAUACAUAUAGACGUUAUGAGAGAGUUAAAAUACUACGCAGCAUGUUACCAAAGCUAUAAAACAUUUAGUGUCUCUUUUCUUUAACGAAUUGUUACAAAAGUGUGACAAGGACAAUAAGAGUUAUCAAACAAUUUGUUAUAUGAUUUGUGGGUGCGCUUUUAGAAAAGAAAACAUUCCGAAUUUGCAUUCCUUUUUCAUUUAACAAUAAUUUAGUAUAUUACUUACUUUUUCAUUUAACAUUUGACAAUAUUUUUUAAUGAUUAUUUUCUGAUAUUUAUUCUAACUAGUUAUUUUAUAAUAAUUUUGUUGUAAACGAGAAUCGAAAGUACACCACACUGUUGUGAUAAUGAAUCUACAUUCCAUUUAGAAUAUUUCUAUUUAUUUUUUUAUUUAUAUUUUUAUAUCGACGUCCUUUUUGGGAUCACUUCAUGAGUUUUAUCUACUACUGUAUAUACUGGUUGUUAGUAAGUAAAACUUAACGAGAAUUUAGUUUAAUUCUAAACACCAAUCAUAUAGUUGGAUAAAUAAGGUUGAUAUGCGUUUGUCUCCUAAUCCUACAAUUAAUUUGAACACAGAUAUCAAGUUAACAUGUAUCUCAAUGUAUUUUAUGUCUAAGUAAAAAUCUAUUGUUAUUCUUUGAUAAAUCAAUGUAUCGCAUAACAAUAGGUUUUUACUAUAAUUUAGUUUUUUAUAAUUCAAUUUUCAAGAAUGGUGCUCACACGCGUGCAAUAUACAAUCGGAUCCGUGGCCUUGUAUUUAUAAUAGGAAUCAGCUAAUCAGAGCUUUGUUAUUUACAAUUUACACGUUUUUAUUAAAUGUUUAUUAAAAUA